AUGUUGUUAAGGGGAUCAACUAAGCCAAUCACUAGAAGGCUAGGUUUAAGAACCAUUGUCACACCUGUCUUAGAGUCAGAUGUCAACGUAACUAGAAAUGGUAAAGUAAAUGUUGCCAUUGGUCGUGGAGGUAGAUCUUCAAGGACUGGAUAUACAGCCACCGUUUUCGGUGCAGCUGGUUUCUUGGGUCGCUACCUCACCUCCAAGUUGGCUAAGCAUGGAACUAUCACUGUUGUUCCGUACAGAGACGAUAUGAAGAAAAGAUUUUUGAAGCUUACUGGUGACUUAGGAGUUGUGAAUUUCGUGGAGUUUGAUUCCAGAAAUUUAAAAUCUAUUGAAGAUUCAGUCGCCCACUCUGAUAUAGUCUUUAACUGUAUUGGUGCUGACUAUAAUACGAAAAAUUUUUCAAUGGCUGAUGUUAACAUAGAAAUUACUGAGAGAAUAACCAAUGCUGUAAAGGAUGCGGGUGUUCCUCGAUUUGUCCAUGUUUCAUCUUACAAUGCUAAUCCAAAUUCCGAAUCUAUCUUCUAUGCUACUAAGGGUGUUGCAGAAAACCGUGUGAGAGAAAUUUUACCAGAUGCCACUAUUGUAAGACCAGCUCCAAUGUUCGGCAGAGAAGACACUUUAUUGAACUAUUUAGGACCAAAAUUGAAGAUGUGGACUCCAAAUAAAAAUGCUAAGGAGAUAUAUCCUGUUCAUGUUCUUGAUGUUGCUAAGGCUUUAGAAAAGAUUGGUUUUGAUGACUCUACUAUUGGGCAGACUUAUGAGUUAUAUGGUCCGGAGAAAAUGUCGUUCUUAGAGAUAAGACAAAUGAUUCACGGUAUCACUCAAGAUUUCUCACAAGUUGGACCUUUAAAUUACAGUUUCGCAGAUUACUAUUUGCCGUUACCGAUAUUAAAAGCUGUUGCUGAUUUGAAGCAACUACUUUACUGGAAAUUAACUAAUUCUGAUCAAAUUCAAAGACACUUAAUCAAUCAAAGUAUAGAUCCAAAUGCUAAGACAUUUAAGGAUUUAGGAUUUGAUGAAAUCGAUCAAUUGGCGGAUGUUAUUUUCUCUUACGUCAAGCAGUGGAGGCAUCCUUUGAUCGCUCAAAAAGGUGCUCCAUCAAAGAAAGAAAUGAAGAGAUUACGUGAAUUACAACACUUCACAUAA
This is a messenger RNA of Priceomyces carsonii, 1152 nucleotides long. RefSeq lists its product as uncharacterized. Gene Ontology annotation, cellular component: mitochondrion. Gene Ontology annotation, molecular function: protein-containing complex binding. NCBI's taxonomy places the organism in Eukaryota, Fungi, Ascomycota, Pichiomycetes, Serinales, Debaryomycetaceae. The coding region runs from base 1 to 1152 and encodes 383 amino acids. The transcript has a single exon. The record is from RefSeq and is a predicted model, not a curated record.